AUGCGUGAGAACAUACUCAUUAGCUUUGAAAGACAGAAUUCUCAAUGGACUUCUGCUUCGAUGAUAAAUCCAAAUCCAAUGAAUUGUUUGGAUUUAUUAUCUAAUUCUCUUUUGCCUCGUUUGGACUCUGAUUUUCAUCGUGUUACUCUGGGUAAAUUUUCUGAGUUGCCUUCUUUUUCAUCGGCUCAAUUCGC
Molecule: messenger RNA, 194 nt
Organism: Dentiscutata heterogama
Lineage: Eukaryota; Fungi; Glomeromycota; Glomeromycetes; Diversisporales; Gigasporaceae
Source: the annotation of a GenBank genome assembly